Messenger RNA from Funneliformis mosseae, 1272 nucleotides. The record is from the annotation of a GenBank genome assembly. NCBI's taxonomy places the organism in Eukaryota, Fungi, Glomeromycota, Glomeromycetes, Glomerales, Glomeraceae.
AUGUAUAAAGUAAUAGAUGAUGCUGUUAGAAUUUGGAUAUCUCAAUUUUUAGUUGCAAAUCAAACAUUAAGGGAUGAUAUCAUACAAAAUAAAGCUAAGCAGUUUGCAAUUAAAUUUGGCAUUACUGGAUUUACUGCUUCUGCAGGCUGGCUGACAAAUUUUAAAAGAAGAAAUAAUGUUCGCUCAUAUAUUAAAUCAGGUGAAACUGCCAGUGAAUUUUCAUUAGAAGAAAUUAAUGAAUAUAGACAAAAAAUUAGUGAAAAUUUAUCUGAAUAUCUCACAUCUCAUAUUCCUUUGACAACGGACACGAUGACUCGUACCGCUCUUAAAAAUGCUAUCAUCAAAUCAUUCGAUAAUUGCAUCAAGGACUGCAAGAAUUGGGAGCUCAAGUAUACCCUGCAAUAUCUUGAAGAAUCUCACAUAAAAUUUGAUGAAAAAGAUUACUCGUUUAUCAAACAAGAAGUAAUAAACAAGGCGAUAGACAUGCGUAAUAACUCGUACACCACAAAACUUAUCACAAAAAAGGCGAAGUCAAUAAUUAGGAAACUUCAGAGUUUGUCUAAAGUCAGCAAUGGUGGUAUGGAUAAUCGUCAAUUUCAAGAUUUUCAAAAAAACUAUCUCGCAAUUCCAUCACACAGUUUUAUUCUUGAUAUCAAAAACGAGACUAUAAUGAAAUUGUUUGAUAAAAAAGAUCAAGAAUAUAUCAAGACAUACAAUAUUAUGAAUAAUCCUGAAUUAGAGGAUAGACUAAUGGAAUAUCUUAUUACAUUUAAUGAAACUGAUAUUUCAAAGAUGCGGGAUAAAAUUAAUGCAGGGAUAGACAUAACUCCAUAUGAUCCUAAAAAUCACUUUGAUUAUCAAUAUGUCUAUCAAGUUUUCGCUAACCUCCUGCCUAGAUAUGAACUGAGAUCUGGAGAUUUUACUCAAACACACUUGGAAGGGUGGUUAAACUCUAAUAUAUGGAAUAUAAUCAUUGACUCAUACCUUAUUGAUUUAUACACAGUUGAGUUUAUCCGAGAAAGUGCAGAAAUAAGGUCUAAAAUUAGCAGAAAGUGUGAUGAAAUUUUGCGAGAGCUUGCAUCGAUCAAAGAAUAUGCUGUUAAUGAAGAGGGAAAACUUUUUACGGGAAAAGUAGAACGAAAUACUUAUCAGAUGAAGGUCAACAAGCUUGGAAUGGAUUUCGUAAAAUCCCAGCAUUUAGAAAUUGUUGGAUUUCUACAUUUGGAUGCAGAAGAUCUAAUAUUUUUAAUUCAUGAAGUCCUUGUUGCCAAG